Arvicanthis niloticus (Nile rat) is the source of this 3137-nucleotide messenger RNA. RefSeq names its product cell division cycle 25B (gene Cdc25b). NCBI's taxonomy places the organism in Eukaryota, Metazoa, Chordata, Mammalia, Rodentia, Muridae. Gene Ontology annotation, molecular function: protein tyrosine phosphatase activity. Gene Ontology annotation, biological process: G2/M transition of mitotic cell cycle; positive regulation of G2/MI transition of meiotic cell cycle; positive regulation of G2/M transition of mitotic cell cycle. Gene Ontology annotation, cellular component: cytoplasm; nucleus. The record is from RefSeq and is a predicted model, not a curated record.
UUUCGAAUAUAUAAGGAGGUGGAGGUGGCAGCUGCCCAGCUCGGCGUCCUCCCCUCCCUUCCUCCCCACAUCCCUCUCCUCACUCCCAGGCCCAUUGCUCUUCCUCCCUCCCUUCCCUCCCUCCUUCCCCUCACCCCAGGCUCACUCUCGGAGCCGAGCCAGCUGGGUCGGCGUCUGCUGGCCGCUGUACUUGUGGUCCUCUGGCUAGCCUUUGCCCGUCCCGCCACGAUGGAGGGACCCCAGCAGAAGUCCGCGCCGGGCUCAGUUCUCAGUCCUGCCCGCGUGCAGGGUGGCAUUCAGCGGCCGCGCCACCUCUCAGGCUUCGGGUUUGGGUCUGAUGGCUUCCUGGGGUCUCCGGAGCGUACGGCUUCCUCCUCUCCGGUUACCACUCUUACCCAGACCAUGCUCAACCUCGCUGGGCUCGGCAGUGAGAUCCCAAAAUCUCAAGUAGGAAGCCUGUCGUUCCAGAACAGGCUGGCAGACCUAUCCCUGUCCAGACGCACCUCUGAGUGCUCCCUGUCAUCUGAGUCCUCAGAAUCUUCUGAUGCAGGUCUCUGCAUGGACUCCCCCAGCCCUGUGGACCCAGAGAUGGCAGAGCGAACGUUUGAACAGGCCAUUCAGGCAGCCAGUCAGGUCAUUCAAAAUGAGCAGUUUACCAUAAAACGCUUCCGAUCUUUACCAGUAAGGCUGCUGGAACACAGCCCUGUGCUACAAAACAUCACCAACUCCCGAGCACUGGACAGCCGGAAGAGAACUGAAGCAGGCUACAGAGUUGCCAGUAGUCCUGCAGAGGACAAAGAGAAUGAUGGAUAUAUCUUCAAGAUGCCACAGAAGCUCCCUCAUUCCAGCCCUGUCCAAACUUUGGCAGAAUGGGUCAGCUGCAAAGAGGCCUUUACCCAGAGGCCCAGCUCAGCCCCUGACUUGAUGUGUCUUAGCACUGAGUGGAAGAUGGAAGUAGAGGAGCUAAGCCCUGUGGCACAGUCUUCCUCUUCCUUGACUCCUGUUGAAAGGGCUUCAGAAGAAGAUGACGGAUUUGUGGACAUCCUGGAGAAUGAUUUAAAGGGUGAUGAUAUGGUCCCUGCAGGCAUGGAGAACCUCAUUAGUGCCCCACUGGUCAAAAAGCUGGAUAAAGAAGAGGAACAGGAUCUCAUCAUGUUCAGCAAGUGCCAGCGGCUCUUCCGCUCUCCGUCCAUGCCAUGCAGUGUGAUCCGGCCCAUCCUCAAGAGGCUAGAGCGGCCCCAGGACAGGGAUGUGCCUGUCCAGAGCAAGCGCAGGAAAAGUGUGACACCCCUGGAAGAGCAGCAGCCGGAAGAACCUAAGGCCCGUGUCUUCCGUUCAAAGUCCCUGUGUCAUGAGAUUGAGAGCAUCCUGGACAGUGACCACCGUGGAUUGAUUGGAGAUUACUCUAAGGCCUUCCUCCUGCAGACUGUGGAUGGCAAACACCAAGACCUCAAGUACAUCUCACCAGAAACUAUGGUGGCCCUGUUAACAGGCAAGUUCAGCAACAUCGUGGAGAAAUUUGUAAUUGUGGACUGCAGAUACCCCUAUGAGUAUGAAGGCGGGCAUAUCAAGAAUGCUGUGAACUUGCCCCUGGAACGGGAUGCCGAGACCUUUCUGCUGCAGCAUCCCAUCAUGCCUUGUAACCUGGACAAGAGAAUCAUCCUCAUUUUCCACUGUGAAUUCUCGUCUGAGCGUGGACCACGAAUGUGCCGCUUCAUCAGGGAACGGGACCGUGCAGCCAACGACUACCCCAGCCUGUACUACCCCGAGAUGUACAUCCUCAAAGGCGGCUACAAGGAGUUCUUCCCACAGCAUCCGAACUUUUGUGAGCCCCAGGACUACCGACCCAUGAACCAUGAGGCUUUCAGGGAUGAGCUGAGGAACUUCCGCCUCAAGACACGCAGCUGGGCUGGAGAACGAAGCCGGAGGGAACUCUGUAGCAGGCUGCAAGACCAGUGACAAGCUAGCCUCAGUCCUGCUGCCAUCCUUACCUCUCGAGGCUUGGGAGCCAGUGGGUCCCACAGGCCUAUGAGGCCACCUACCUGCUAGAGGCCUCAGGUGCUAUAGGGGGGAUGGUGUGGUGUCACAUCUGUCUGUCCCUGUCCUCAAUUUUCCUGUCUCACUCCACUAAUUUUCUGUAUCUUGGUACUGGUCCCAUCUUAAAGAGCUGAACCUGAUGGGUGGAUCCCAGCUGAGAGGAAGUUCUUUGUGUUCAGUGGGAGCCCUUUUACAGUUUUUUUUCCUUGUUUGUGUUAACUCUUUGUCUUUCCCCCUUUCUGGGGAGAGCCUCAGCCCUUUAGGAUGAGCACAGUAGCUUCUUGGGUGGCCUGGACACAAGAUGCUGCUCUGCUUCUGCACAGGGCUGUGUCUGCUCUCCUCUCCUGGCCUCUGCAUAGAUGCCUCCACUGGAAGCAUGAGUGCUUGCUUUGUCCUUGUUGUAGCCUUAUCUGUAGCUUUCAUUUUUGUCUGUCUAAAUUAGCGUUGUUUCAGGACACACUGACAGCUGGGGAGGCUUCCUUGUACAGCUGGGGACUAGAGAUUCAAGUAUCGUUUACUCAUUAGGCCUGGGUUUUGUUAGCCUAGAAAGGGAUCCUUCUCCUUUAAGGCCCCCAGGGCUAGAGCAAAGGCCUAAUUCAGGAGCCUCUGGGAGCCCUAUCCUCACUACUGUGAACCCCAGAGCCUCACUCAUCAGAAGUUGCUGCUGGGCAGUGGACCAGUCACUGAGCUUCCCUUUUUGAUCCUUCUCUGUCCUUCCCUGUUCUUCUUUUUAUAUCUGCUCCAGAAGACCUCUUAUAUGCAUGGUUUUUCUGUGUUGUACUAGUGACUUGAGUCUAGGCUCUUUGUUGGGUGGUCAUGGAUGCACAGUGCCUUGUACACGUGUAUAUGCACACAAACCGGGUGGAAGUAUUUUGGUAAGCACGAUGGCCUAUGGCAGGAGUGUAUGUGUGCACGUGUGAACCAAGUCUUUACACUAAGCAUUUGGAAAUAUUAAAGGUAUAUUGUCAUAGAGGAUAAAAAAGCAACCUCUGGGUUCAGAAUCUACAUACGAGAAGGUCAUGCUGGAAGGCCCCCAGUGAGUCCUCUGUUGGGGCCUUGGUUCAAUAAAGCACUGAGCAAGCUGAAUAAUCUGUUGGUUA